Messenger RNA from Nicrophorus vespilloides, 2256 nucleotides. RefSeq names its product equilibrative nucleoside transporter 4 (gene Ent3). Lineage: Eukaryota; Metazoa; Arthropoda; Insecta; Coleoptera; Silphidae. Gene Ontology annotation, molecular function: nucleoside transmembrane transporter activity; monoamine transmembrane transporter activity. Gene Ontology annotation, biological process: nucleoside transmembrane transport. Gene Ontology annotation, cellular component: plasma membrane. The record is from RefSeq and is a predicted model, not a curated record. The transcript has 8 exons. Bases 152 to 1741 code for a protein of 529 amino acids.
CUUGAACGCAGCUAGUUUUACGUCACUGCGCGCUGGAAAAUCAAUAGUGUUCUAAUUUGAAGAGUACAAGAAAACACACACCACAGAAUGGCAUAGAUAAAUCUUGCACAAGUUUCCGUAUUAUAAAGUGCAAGUACACAAAAUCUGCAAAAUGGAAGAAGCGGGCUACUACAGACUGAAGAAAAAGAAGAGGACCGAACAUAGUCCGGAGAACUCGUCUAGCCAAAUGAACAACAUCUCCAAUUUUCACAUGUCCAACAUAUCACCACCAAAGGACAAUUACAAUAUUAUAUACUUAUCAUUCGUAUUAGGAGGAGCUGGAUUUCUGUUUCCAUAUAACAGUUUCAUAAUGGCUAUGGACUUCUUUAAGAACCGAUACUCCGGAGCACCGGUUGUCUUUGACAUGUCUUUGAUCUACAUCUCAACAGCUUUCGCUACAGUUCUAACUAAUAAUUUUCUUGUGGAAUCCUACAGUUUAACUGCAAGAAUUAAUUUUGGGUACAUUAUUUCAUUCUUCACUCUCAUAUUCGUCGUCACUUGCGAAGUUUAUUGGGAAGUUUUCGGGGCUGGUGUAUCCUACAUGAUCAACUUGGUUGCUGUUGCUACAGUAGCUGUUGGAUGUACAGUUCAACAGUCCAGUUUCUAUGGUUACACCAGUAUGUUACCAGCCAAGUACACGCAGGCCCUGAUGGUCGGAGAAAGUGUUUCCGGUGUGUUUACGUCGAUUGUUAGGGUGGUGACAAAACUGUUGAUCACGGAAAUAGUGGGAAGCACAGUCUACUUCUUCCUCAUUUCCAUCAUAUCGGUGGCAUGCUGUUUCAUAGGUUACCAUGCUAUACGGAAGAGCGACUUUAUACAAUUCUACAUAGCACUUUUCGAUCGAGCUAAAACCAAAAUUGUUUUGGAACCUACGGAAGAUGGAUCAGAUCCUGCAGAUUUGCAAUAUGGAAUGUUGAGAAUUCAGAAUAGUCCGCCAGCCAACACAUCAUUGUCUUUUACGAAUCCUUUAUACGAGCCAGCAGCAAAACCAUUGCAUUUCAAAGUCGAAGACUUCGUAGUUCGCGGACGAUGUGUACGCCUUGGAGGAAUGCCAGAUAUAAAACGUGGUUUUCAAGCGAGAAUUGUCAUUACCAAACAAAUUUAUCCCUACAUGAUAUCUAUUGGUUUGGUUUACUUCGUGACGCUCUGUCUAUAUCCGGGUCUUGCGUCGGAAAUAGUCAGCUGCAGAUUAGGUUCAUGGAUGCCAAUCCUGAUGAUGGCUAUAUUUAAUGGGGCCGAUCUGCUGGGCAAGCUCAUGUUCUCGUCGACUUCGAUUUGGUCUGAGAGGAAAUUAAUCCGAUGGUCUUUGCUAAGGAUUCUGUUGAUUCCCAUGAUGUUGAUGUGCACGGUGCCCCUCCGUGACACCAUAUUCACUGCUGAGAUAUUCGCAUUUAGUCUGUCUCUGUUGAUUGGUCUCACAAACGGAAUCUUGGGUAGCAUUCCGAUGAUCCAAGCACCAAGCAAAGUAGCCGAUUACAACAAAGAGUUAACAGGUAAUUUGAUGACGUUGAUGUACAACUUCGGAUUGAUAUCUGGUUCCUUGAUGGGCUACCUGAUCCAGUCCUUACUUCCGACGAUGGACGACAACCAUUGCGGUUUCAUAACAAUUCAGCCGACCACCGUCCUACCAUUUGUGUCGACCAUCCUUUCCGUAACCAAUCAAACUGAGGUCAUUCCAACAACUAAUUUUACAUCAUUCUAAUAGAACAUAUGUUAAAAGAGUUCGAUAUGCUGUAACUACGGCAAAAAGGGAGAAAAAAAUAAUCAUAUUUUGUGUCUCGUAGGGGAUAUGUCAGAAAUACUGCAAGUAAUCAAUGUAAUGUGAGGAAAUAAGUCACCUUGACAUUCAUACGAAGCUCUUCCAGUUUGAGGAGAGAAAUGUUAUUGUUUAUAUUAGCGACUACACAGUUUAUCAUCAAUUUUAGCUAAAUAAUAUUAAAGAAACGCAAAGGUCAGGAAACACCGAUUACGAGCACGUUAUGCAAUUAUCGUAUAUUACAUGCAUUAUCGGUGUGAUAUCAACAUUCAUACUGGUAAGUGAGCUCGUGAUACGGUCACACUAUUUUGAUGGAUCAUUCACACGGACGAUGAUUGAAAUACUUAUGUACUAAUAUAUUAAUCAGGUGAUUUCUUAGAUGCUGCAAAACGAUAAAUUUAUUUGAGUGGAGUUGAGUGGAUUUCCUUUAAAUGAAUACAAAAUGUCCGUUGGUAUUUUCU